CUAUAGUGAGGUGAUUACUUCUCUUUAUGGGGUAUCUGAUUGAUCACAUCCAGACGCAAAGUGUGGAAUAAAAGUUUUGUCUGACAAGAUGUGCAGUGGAAAAGGUAAACCUUUGGUACUUAUUGGAUUUAUCCUCGUGAGUCUUGAAAUGAUUGUUUCAGCUAACACAGGUUUCUCUAUAUCCAUAUAUAAUGUGACAUCAAGAAACAUUUAUCUCAGAUGGUCCAAGUUUUCAGGAGCCGUUUCCUACAGAAUAACAGCAACCCCCAGAAACACAGUAGGCCACUCUUUGUUGGCACAUUUCAGUGAUGUUCCUGUUAAAGGCAUUCUUACUUCACUAACUCCCAACACUGUCCACACUGUAAAAGUGGAAGCCAUUGAUAAGAAUGGAAUUAUCCUGGCGGAAGCACAGACUAAGCAGUUAACAGCUCCUGAGAUACCUGUUAUUGACCAAGCUUAUUCAAAACUGAGCAACAGUAUCACAGUGGAAUGGGCAGGUGUUCCUGGGGCUACCAGUUAUCUACUGACUGCACAGGAUGGAGAGUCUUUCAUUGAAACUAUAGUCAUAAAUUCACCAGGCACAGUGACAGGAUUGAAGGCUGCUACACUGUACAAAAUCACCAUCAGAUCUAUAAACUCUGGAGGAAGAAGCCUACCUUCGCCUUCAAAGAAGGCAAAGACAGUCUUGGCUGCUCCGGUCCUGUCUGUAAGUUCUCCAAGUUACAACUCCAUAGUGGUGAGCUGGGGAGCUGUAUAUAUGGCAGUUGGAUUCUCUGUGUCCAUCAUGAGAUCAGAUGGUUUAGGCAGUAUGAUGAAAGAGAACACUACCCAUACCUCCUUGGUAUUUACCAGUCUAGAUCCAGGAACUCUCUAUACCAUCAAGGCACAUGCCUGGAAUGUUAAUGGAAUACCUGGAGAUGAUUUCACGUACAACCAAAUAACAAGUCCUCAUGCACCAUCAGAUGUUCAAGUUGCUUUUGAUAGUGGAACUUUGAGGGCCACUGUUUCUUGGAUACCGACAGAGGGAACUUUAAAUUACAGUGUGACAGCCAGCAGUGGAGCCUCCAAACUGAACUGUAGCACAUCUUCCACUUCCUGCACUUUGUCUUCACUCCAGUGUGGAUCUGAGUACUCUGUUUAUGUCAUAGCCAAUAAUGGUGCUGGAUCCAGUAAACCUACAGAUGCAGUGAGUUUAAAAACUGUUCCUUGUGCACCAGGAAGUAUAACAAUAGAAGAGGACAACCCUGGUAAAUUGUCAGUGUCAUGGUCUAAUGCAGAUCUUGGAGAUUAUUACGUGGUUUUUGUGAAAAGUGAUGAUGGCUUGGAAGUGCACUGCAACACAUCCCAUACCCAAUGCCACUUCCAAUCAGAUUGUGGUUUCACCUACUUCAUUAGUGUCUUCGCAUAUAACAAGGCAGGACAGAGUCCUUUAGGGGAUAUAUUCAAUUAUACGACUGCACCUUGUUGCCCCAGUGACUUUUAUCCAGUGUUUGUGUCCAGCGAUACAGUUGAAAUUGUCUGGUCUCCUGUCCGUGGUGCUGAAAUGUAUGAAACAAAAGCUGUUGAUGGGGUUGGUGUAGUAUUGUGUCAUGACACUGCCACAAUUUGCAUCCUGUCUGCAUUGCAGUGUAACACCCAGUAUAAUAUCACUGUGUAUUCUUACAGUGAAAUCAGGGGCAGCAAUACAUCAUGUGUAUCUAAAUAUGUGGCAACAGCUCCAUGCAGUCCUGAAAUAAAAAAUGUCUCCCAGGAUGAUCUUUCCAUAAUUAGUGUGCACUGGCAGGCCAAUAAUGAUGAAGCUAUAUACACUGUUACUGUUAGAGGAGAGGCUGGAUUGUGGCACUGCACAAGUUCUGGAAAUUCCUGUAGCAUAACUGGUCUUCCCUGUGGAUCAGUUUUCUCUGUUAGUGCUGUGGCAAUUACAACAGCAGGGCAGAGCUUACCUAGUUACAGUGUUCCUUUAGAGACAGCUCCUUGUUGCCCUAAUGAUCUGACAGUAACUCAAGUGAUGCAGUCUAUAACAAAUAUCAGCUGGUCUGUUGGGGCUGGUGCAAAGACCUAUAUAACAAUACUGGAAUCACUGAAAGGACCAGCCAGGUGCCACACUCUCCAAAACCACUGUCUCCUGGGAUGCAUUACAUGUGGCACCAACUAUACAGUGGCUCUGAAAGUGAUUAGUGAAACUGGUUUGGCCUCAUACUGCACAUAUCAAGACUAUUCUUCCAGUGCUUGCUGUCCUUCUGGGGUGAAAUUAUAUAGACUGGGCAAUAAUGGUAUCCGAAUAUACUGGCGAGCUUCUGCAGGGUUGAUAAGUACAGAUCUAUAUGGAUCAAAAGGCAAUUUCACCUGUAUCCCUACUCCAGGUUUGAAUUAUUGUGAUGUCACCGAGAUACCUUGUGGGGAUGUCUAUACAGUGGUAGUUUCUCCUGUUCCUGAGAAAGGAUCAAAGAUUACAUUUUGCCCUAAAAAAAUAUAUUCAGUGACCUGCUCUGGAAGUUCUGUUGGAAUGGUGAUCUAUAGAGGAAAGAGAAGUGCAGAAUAACAUUUUUCUGGAUGGAAUCAUUGGUUCAGAUAAGCAGGUUUUACCAGGAAAGGGUACAAUACUGCAUAAAGGAUGGCAGGAUUUAUUUGUAGUAUGUUUAUCUGUUCUAGUGUUUGGCAAGGGUUCAACUUCUAUGCCUUUCCCCAAUUUACAUUAACCAUUGUAUUAAGUGGCAUCUCAUCUACUGGAACAAGUACUUGAAAUGUACUACUUGCCACAUAUAAGAAAUUACUGCAUUAAAGGAUUGAACUCUAGGCAUUUAGAGCACACUAAUCACUGAAUUUUUAACUGAAAAAUACUAUGAUUAUUGUAUACAGCACUGUGAUGAUACUCUCAGAGGAGAAAAUGCCCCAUCAUUACUGGACACCAAUCACUAGACUAGACAGUUAAAGAGGAACCUCAGACUUAGAGAAUUCUUCCUGAUUUUCUUCAGCCAGAGGGAUGCCAACUGAAAAACAGGGUUCUGAGCACAUGGUAAUCAAGUCAUGAAAACAGAAAGCUUCUCAGCACAUCACUUUCUCUCUCACUUCCAUCCUUCCAGAUACACACUUUUUGCAUGAAUAAAGUAAAAGUUCUAUGGUAUGGAAUGCCUGGUCAAGAUUCUGAAUUUAAGAGUAAUGCUUGGUGUUCUCAUAUGCUAAGCAACCAAAAGGGCAGCUGAGACCUACUGCCAAACUAUAGUCUUCUUGCAUUGGCUGGUGGUCUGCCAAACCGACUCAGAGGGUGACAGCUCUUAAAUAUCAUUAAGACGACUAAAAUACACUUAAUUUUUUCAUGCAAGCAAACUUUAGUUGGCACAAGGUGAUUAUGAUCACAUGUGAAAGGGGAGAUUAUCCAUAAGAAACUCUAUUAAAAUGUGAAUCCAAAAUCUGAAAAAUGAAAACACGUGAGGCUGCACUUUUAGAAGUUCGGGUAUAUUUGCAUGUUCUCUUGAAAGCAAAAGUUUAGGAUUUUAUUCACUUUUACCUGGCAGAUUGUUACUGCUGAUGGUUAUAAAGGAUAUAGUAAUUCACUGGCAAUGAAUCAGCAUGCAGUAUUGUAAAUUACAAAGCAGCAUAGGUGUUCACUUCUGGAAACUUAAGCCACUAUUUACUUAUGGCUACAGCCAAAUCAUCCACAACUUUUAUCCACCAUAUAAACUAUCCAAUUUGCUAUGAUUGAGAGAUUCUACACAGAAUUACAGGACUACAACAGGGGUUCUGCACGUUAGAAGCAAGGCAGCAGUGGCUGAGUUGUGGAAGAGGCACCUUAGGCCUACCAGUGUUGAGCACCCAGUGUUACCAGUUUUUCACUAAACUAUGUAACCUUGCAACACUGUCUCCUUAUUUUCUAACUUAGAAUAUCAGCGUUGGAAGGGACCUCAGAAGGUCAUCUAGUCUAACCUCCUGCUCAAAGCAGGACCAAUCCCCAGACAGAUUUUUGCCCCAGAUCCCUAAAUGGCCCCCUCAAGGAUUGAACUCACAACCCUGGGUUUAGCAGACCAAUGCUCAAACCACUGAGCUGUUUUCAUUCAUUACACCAUAUCUCCAGUCAGACUGUAAGCUCUACAGAGCAGGGCAUGUACUUAUUUGUCUGAAGUAUCCACCAUAAUGUCUGUAUUACUGAAUGGAAUUUGAAGAGUCACAUUAUUUAACCAAAUGUUAACAACAGAAACCUGGUCUCAAUCAGAACAGCCAAGGAGGAAAAUAAAUGGAAAGAUGUGUUAACAGACUUAUCUACUAAGCCAUAUCCAAUUCAUCAAGAGAAGUAAAACUUUUUGCAAAGAGCCAGGCAACGACUGAGAACAGUACAAAAGAGGAGUAGCAGUCAAUCAUUUAAAGCCAAGUAUCUGAACUGUCAAUGUUGUUGCUAGCCUCCCCACCCCAUAAAACAAGUAGAAACUAAAAUAAUCAAAAUCGCGAAUAAGAUGCUGAUUAUACAUUCAUCUUCUGAUUAAAA
Molecule: messenger RNA, 4480 nt
Organism: Trachemys scripta elegans
Lineage: Eukaryota; Metazoa; Chordata; Testudines; Emydidae
Gene: FNDC7
Product: fibronectin type III domain containing 7
Exons: 14
Coding region: 89-2542 (817 amino acids)
Molecular function (GO): protein binding
Source: RefSeq, a predicted model, not a curated record